AUGAAAAACUUUUGCAAACUACCAUCCGAGCUCCGCUCACAGAUUUGGCUCCUGACCAUUGAUCCACACCGGACUGUCCAAGUCCGCUUCAAAUUCGUCUUGUUGCCUGAUCUCAGUGACGGAGCCGACUUCUUUGAGGCCAUAUGGGAUGCUCCGCCUGCGUUGGUUUAUGCAACCUCACCUACGCCGGUGCCAGCCGCACUCCAUACUUGCCGCGAAGCCCGCCAUGUCGUUGCCCAGAAAUACGAGCGCGCCUUUACCGGUGGCACUGAGCCUCGGUAUGUCUGGGUCAACUUUGACCUGGACACCAUCUCCAUUGGCAAGUCUCGCUUCACGUGGAUGGGACCGGAGGCACCGCGGAUCCGUUGGCUGAAAUUUGCGCGUGAGAUGAGCUCCCAUUACAUUUCUGAUGAGCAACCGCAAUUGCGGAUGUUCACCAAUUUAGACGAACUCACCAUUGUCCGACAUGAUGCCGAGACGAGCUGGGAUGAUUCGGACGAGCUCCUCUACUGGCCAUGUCCGACAGAGAGAGUGUGGUUCAUCAACGCGGAGACGGAUGAGAAAAUAAGCUGGGCUGAAAACCAAAGAAGAUGCGAUAAACAAUGGGAAACCUUUGUAGCUCAGAAUGAAGCAAGAGGCAGUGAGUGA
Messenger RNA from Trichoderma gamsii, 648 nucleotides. RefSeq lists its product as hypothetical. The transcript has a single exon. The record is from RefSeq and is a predicted model, not a curated record. The coding region runs from base 1 to 648 and encodes 215 amino acids. NCBI's taxonomy places the organism in Eukaryota, Fungi, Ascomycota, Sordariomycetes, Hypocreales, Hypocreaceae.